Colletotrichum godetiae is the source of this 537-nucleotide messenger RNA. RefSeq lists its product as uncharacterized. The transcript has 2 exons. The coding region runs from base 1 to 537 and encodes 178 amino acids. The record is from RefSeq and is a predicted model, not a curated record. Lineage: Eukaryota; Fungi; Ascomycota; Sordariomycetes; Glomerellales; Glomerellaceae.
AUGAUCAAGAGCAAGAAUGCGCUGUUUGGGACGUUGAAUAGCCUGCUGCUGCUCAAGAUCAAGCUGUGCCUGGACCUCCGGGACAUUUACAACGAGGACCGGAUGUUGAAGAAGUUUGUGGUCAACAAGAAGGGUAAGAACGGCGGCGGCGGCGUCGCCAUGGGGCUCCGGUCCGAGGUGAUUGACAUGAUCAAGUGGUACACCGUCCGGUCUCACAUCGUCCGGGAUCGGCGCUAUCUGGUGGAGAAUAACGGGUUCGUGGCGUCGCCGGGGGUGUGGGUGCUCAAGAAGCAGAUCCGGAAGCUGGCGCGGGCGGCGGGGUGGGAUGAGACGCCGGGGGCCUAUGAGAUCUUGAAUGAUGCUCAGGAGGGCAUGGGGACGAUGUUCGAGACGGACUCGUACUGGGCUCGUCGGACUGGGGGCGAGGAUGAGGACGAUGAUGAGGAUGAGGACGAUGGCUACGAUGACUACGAUGGCGAAGAUUAUCACGACUAUCUUGAGAACAAUAAGGAUACGAAUUGGUUAGAAGGGUUAUAG